Haemorhous mexicanus (house finch) is the source of this 3821-nucleotide messenger RNA. RefSeq names its product solute carrier family 5 member 11 (gene SLC5A11). Gene Ontology annotation, molecular function: D-glucose:sodium symporter activity. Lineage: Eukaryota; Metazoa; Chordata; Aves; Passeriformes; Fringillidae. The transcript is spliced from 16 exons. The coding region runs from base 155 to 2152 and encodes 665 amino acids. The record is from RefSeq and is a predicted model, not a curated record. Gene Ontology annotation, cellular component: plasma membrane. Gene Ontology annotation, biological process: transmembrane transport.
CAGACGUGCAGGAAGGGACCAGCAGGCACCUGGCCCAGGUGUGCAGUGGCAGCGGGGCAGGUCUGGCUGCAGGCUGGUGACUGCUCCUCCCGGGGGAACCCCUCCUCGGCUCAGCAGGGUGUAUGCAGCAGGACAGAGGAGUGCCCGGGAAGCCAUGGAGCCCAGCAGCGUGCCCCCAGCCUCUGUGACCCCCUCGUGGGACGUGUUCCCCCAGCAGACCCUGGAGCCCGUGGACAUCGCUGUGCUCGUGCUCUAUUUCCUCUUCGUGCUCGCCGUGGGGCUCUGGUCCAUGUGGAAGACGCAGCGCAGCACCGUCAAGGGCUAUUUCCUCGCCGGGGGACAGAUGGUCUGGUGGCCUGUGGGUGCAUCCCUCUUUGCCAGCAACGUGGGCAGCGGGCACUUCAUCGGCCUGGCAGGCUCGGGAGCUGCCUCGGGCAUUGCAGCCACAGCCUACGAGUGGAACGGGAUGUUCUGUGUGCUGGUGCUGGCCUGGCUCUUCCUGCCCAUCUACAUCGCCUCGGGGGUUACCACCAUGCCAGAGUAUUUGCAGAGACGUUUUGGAGGCAAGAGGAUUCAGAUAUUCCUGGCCAUUCUCUACUUGUUCAUCUACAUCUUCACCAAAAUAUCUGUGGACAUGUACGCCGGGGCCCUGUUCAUCCAGCAGGCCCUGCACUGGGACCUGUACAUCGCCGUGGCCGGGCUGCUGGCCAUCACUGCCGUGUACACCGUGUCUGGUGGCCUGGCAGCUGUGAUCUACACGGAUGCCCUGCAGACCCUCAUCAUGCUCAUCGGGGCCGUGUCCCUCAUGGUCUUCAGUUUUAUUGAAGUUGGUGGCCUCGAAGGUUUACAGACCAAAUACUUUGGUGCCAUCCCCAGCGUCCGGCCAGAGAACAGCAGCUGUGGCCUGCCCAGGGAAGAUGCUUUCCACAUCUUCAGAGCCCCUGUCAACUCCGACCUGCCCUGGCCAGGAGUCCUGGUGGGAAUGACCAUCCCCUCCCUGUGGUACUGGUGCACAGACCAGGUCAUUGUUCAGAGGUCCCUGGCUGCCAAAAACCUCUCCCACGCCAAAGGAGGCUCCUUGAUGACCUCCUACUUGAAGAUUUUGCCCCUCUUUAUGAUGGUAAUGCCAGGCAUGAUCAGCCGGGUUCUCUUCCCAGAUCUGGUGGCUUGUGCAGACCCAGAAAUUUGCCAGAAAGUCUGCGGGAACCCCUCUGGCUGCUCUGAUAUUGCUUAUCCCAAGCUGGUGCUGGAGCUGCUGCCCGUAGGGCUCAGGGGCCUGAUGAUGUCGGUGAUGAUUGCAGCCCUCAUGUCCUCCCUGACCUCCAUCUUCAACAGCUCCAGCACCAUCUUCACCAUGGACCUCUGGAAGCACCUCCGGCCUCGCUGCUCCGAGUGGGAGCUGAUGGUCGUGGGCAGGGUCUUUGUGCUGCUGCUGACCGUGGUGUCCAUCCUGUGGAUCCCCCUGGUGCAGGCUGGCCAGGGUGGGCAGCUCUUCAUCUACAUCCAGUCCAUCAGCUCCUACCUGCAGCCGCCCGUGGCCGUGGUCUUCAUCCUGGGCUGCUUCUGGAAGAGAGCCAACGAGAAGGGAGCCUUCUGGGGGCUGCUGCUGGGGCUGCUGCUGGGCGGGGUGCGCCUGGUGCUGGAUUUCAUCUACCCCGAGCCGCGCUGCGGGCAGCCCGACGGCCGGCCCGGCGUGCUCAAGCACAUGCACUACCUCUACUUCUCCAUGGUGCUGGGGGCCACCACCAGCCUCACCGUGCUCCUGGUCAGCCUGGCCAGCGAGCCCCCGGCCCCCCAGAUGAUCAGCCGGCUCACCUGGUUCACCCGCGGGGAUGCCCCGGCCGGGCAGGAGCCGGCAGCCGGGCCCGGCCCCGCCAAGGAGCCGCUGCAGCUGGAGCUGAGCCCCGUGCCCGAGAGCGGCUCCGAGGGCAGCAAAGGUGCAGCCGAGGCCAAGGGCAGCUCCAAGCUGCUGAGCACCUUGCUGUGGCUCUGCGGGAUGGAGCGCAGGCAGGAGGGGGCUGAGAGCCUGCCCAGAGCUGAGCCCCUGCCCGCGGUGUCCCUGGAGGAGGAGCCCCUGGUGAAGCACGUCCUGAACAUCAACCUGCUGCUGUGUGUGUGUGCCGGGGUCUUCCUCUGGGCCUACUUCGCAUAGCCAGGGGCAGGCCAGGCACACACCACCCUCUAAUCCUAACUGGUGUAAAUAUUAAUGAUUAGCAGAGGGUUAAUGUAAUUCUUAAUGCUUUCUAAAUUUUAUUUCUUUAUUUAAGACACUUUAAAGACAUAAUGUUUUCCUUGUUUCUAAUGGGGGCCUGGCUGUGCCCGGGGCCGAGCGCUUGGCACUGGCACCGUCAGACCCCACCUGGCACCAACCAGCUGAGGAAGGUUGGUUUGGUUAUUUUAAAUAUUUAAUUUUGCUCUUUGGCCUUAGAGCACUGCCUGGAAUUCAGGAAGCCUGGAAUCUCUUCCUAUUUAUGCCUCUAUAACCAGUUUGGGUCCCCUCUGGUUCAGCCCCUCUGGCCUUGGGGGACAGCAGUGACACCCUGAGUGCCCAGAGCAGAGCCAGGGGCUGUUCUCUGGGCUCUGGUGUGCCUCUGGCUCAGCUGUGCCUGUUCAGCUCCUUCCCUGUGUGCAGUGAGUGCUGAUGGACCUGUCUGCCUGAGUGACCACCACUGACACUCCAAUGGCAACACCAGCACCAGCGUGGACACUGCCCCUCAACUGGGGCCACCUGAAGGACCUAAACCAGCCAGACCCACCAGGUGUGCCAGGACAGGGGUGCCCAGGGCCAGCCCCUCAUGGCCUGGGCACACACAGCCCUUCUGGGAGUGCCUCAGUGGAGAGCCCUGGGCUGGGCACCAUCCCUGGCCCUGGGCACCAUCCCUGGCCCUGGGCACCAUCCCUGGGCUGGGCACCAUCCCUGGCCCUGGGCACCAUCCCUGGCCCUGGGCACCAUCCCUGGCCCUGGGCCUCGUGCAGCUGCAGAGAAACAUUAAAGAGUGAGAUCUGGUCCCUGCCUGCCUGGAGUCUGUGGGAUGGGGGGGCUGCCAAGACCUCUGGGCCCCCUCUGGCUCCUCCUGGAGCCCCUCAGCUGCCCUGACCCCCUGCUCCCCUGCCCAGCCUGCUGGGGCUUCCCAGAGUUGAUGAAAUCCUGCAGGGUCGUAGCAAAGCUCACCCCAGAGCUGGCAGCACUCCGUGUGCAGGCAGUGACAGUGACAACAGGCAGGAGCACCUGAAACCUGCAGCAGCCCACAGUCAGGAGAUGCCCCUGUUAAACCACACAAAGGGAAUUGGCACUGGGGGAUCCCUCCUGAGCCUGUGAAACGCUGCUGGAAACCCUGGGGGAGAGAGGCACUGCAGUUUGGGGGAUAAACAUCAGAAUCAGGCACAGGACUGGAGUCUGUGGCUCUUCAAACUGAAGUUAGAGUUGCAAAGAUUUGUUAUGGGGCUGGUGUGGUGACAGAGGAAGGUCUCAGUGCUCCCACUGAAGUCCUUAAGGGAAAGCCAAGCUGGGCAGGCAGUGACUCCAAGCUACACAGUGCAGGGGGUCACUGUGACCUUCGGGACCAGUGGAAGCAACAAAACUAGAAUAAAGAUGCCUUAAGUUGACAAAAAACAAUCUUUAAUUUUAUAAAUGUUCACUCAACUUCUGAAUCCAAACAGCUGUUUCAAAGUUCUUUCAAAAUUCAACCGUUUUCAACAAAAGCACAAACCCCAUUUCCACGGUUUCCUCGUGAAACAGUUGCCAGUUGCACAUGAACAAAGCAGGUUAAUACAAAUAACUAUGAAAUCAGGGUAAGUACUGCUCCUAAGUAGCAAUGAAA